GCCAAAAGAUUUUGUGCUUUCAGUCUGUCGUGGAUUAGCUUGGCGUGCGAAACAUAAAAUCUUCACUGCUGAAGAAAUUGCGAGCGAACCGCGUGUGAGCAUACAACACACAUAUCGAAUGGUCAUAUUUAUAUUUAUAUAUGUGAAAGUGUAUACAUAUGUAUAUUGCUAUGUACUUGAGUAUACGCGAAUUCGUACGCUUAUAGAUACGUGUGCACUUGUGUGUGUGUUUUUCAAUAUAAAUUCUUCGCCAUUGUAAAGAAACAACGCACAGCUGUUUGAGUGGUAAAAAGCAAAUUGAAAAAAAAAAGUAAAAAAUAAAAAAUUGUAAAAAAAUACAAAUUAAUAAUAUGAAAAGCGUGAAAUAAAAAGAAAAAUUUCUAUUAACGCCGCAGCUGACUACGCUGCAGGCUAAAAGUAACAAAAAAAAAUAUUUUUAGAAAUGAAAGUAUUUCAGCGUUGAAAUUUUCUCUCGACUUCAUUGUGUACGUUGUUAAAGGCGCACAAAUUACAUAUACCGACAUAUUGCUGUUGAGAGAAGCAGAGAAAAACCAGAAAAAUAAGUGAGCUUAAGAGCAAAAAACAUUGCCAAGCUUCGUACAAAGACAACAAAAAUAAAAUUAAUCAAAGCCUACAGUGAAACAGUGAAAGAAUUUAUUGGACUUGCCACCCGGCUCUAUCUCUUUGUCCCCUCACCACCAAAGUGGAGACAUCAAGUGUGGUCUCAUCGGUGCUAAAUUAAAUUUAUACCAACGAACACAAGAAACAGACAUUUACCGGCCUCCCACUGUGGUUAGAACAAAACCAAGAAGAAGAGGUAUAAGUUGAAGGAGCGAACAAGAAGAAGAAGAAGAAGAAUAAAAACGAGACGACAACGAGGCAGAAGCGUGCAAAAUAAAACAAACGGACUACAAGUCCGUACGAGGGCCAGUCAAAUGUAAAUGGAACAUUCAAUGCCGCUGUGAGAGCGACAACAACAAUAACAACAAGUAGGUGGAUGUGGGCAGCGCAAGGAGGCAAAUGUGUAAUAAAUUGCAUGAAAAACUCAAUCAUUACGCCAGCAGCAGGGAGCUAAUUUAGUUAGCCGUCAGCAACUAACAACCAGCGGUGAGGAGUAGGCGGCAAGAAACAGGGCAGCUGGGAGUAGUAGGUAGAAGCUCGACAGCCACCAGCAAAUGCAACUUAUCAAAUGAUAAACUAGCACAAUAGACUGUGAUUUGGUGCUGAGAUUUUGCAGCAGUUUUGUGGACCCCUCAUUCACAGUACACAUCAAUUAUAAGAGCAACAACAUCAUCAUCAUCCCCAUCCACAUUGUCAACCGCACCGAAUCGCAUUCCCAUAUAGAAACGAAGAAGAAGAAGAAGAAGAAGAAAAAACACAUAGAAUUUGCAUUUGAACUCAACAGCUGGUGAAUUUGAAGCGCCAAAGUCGUCAGCCAGCGGGCGUAUGCUGCAAGCGGCAAGUAAGAAAAUAUAUGAUAUUAGAGCAACAGCGUGACGGCAGCAAAGUGUCGGUGGUACCAGUAAGAAAGCUUAUGCGCCUUUGUGUCACUUGCUAAGUUGCCAUCAUUGGUGGAACAACAGCAACAAAUCACUGUCAAAGGAAUCAUUGUCAUAGCUACUGCACAUCAGACGAACGACGAACUCUAACUUAGGCGUCCGCUACAAUCGACCCAAGCUUAGUCGCCUGUGACAUUUUGUGACAGUACACAACUGCACACAGCUGUUUGGCUGGCCUUGCCAUCGGAAGGAGCUCACGGAGUUCGGAGUCGCACCGUACACAAAAUCCCCAAAGGCGCUUGUUUGGGCGGUGGCGUGUGUGGGUGGGUGAUGCCAACCCCAAUUGAGAGUAAAUGAUGAAGCACAAGGGUUCCAGUUAUUGCUGUCGCUGGUUCACACUUUUCUUGGUCGUCGCUAUGGGCAUUGUUCUUGUAUCGCCCGAUGUACAGGCACAACAUUUUGUUGACAACUAUAAAGAGGCAAAUGUAACGGUGUCGAGAAAAACUGCAACUACAGCACCUGCAACAACAACAAAAACAAAUCCUAUAAAAAUAAAAACGAGUGCGAGACGAACAAUCAAAGAGCUGGAAGCGAUGGGUUUUAUUGAUGCCAACAGGUACAAUGCCAACAACGGCGAUAAGGACAACUCCUAUUACGACAGCAAUAAUAAGAACACGGAUAGCAACAAAAAUGCCAGCAACAAUGUUAACAGCUACAAUUCAAAUUUGAUUGCCGGCAGCAACAACAAAGCAAACAUUUAUGAUUCAAACAACAAGGAGCAAUGGAGUCAGCAAGCGACGUCGAAUUUAGAGGAUAGAAGAAGCGAAGCAACCGACGAGGACGUGUUGCUGCAGGACAUAGAGGAAGAGCAUAUGGUUUCAACACCUCAAUCGAUGACAAUAACAUUACAAGGAGAAGAGCCCACAAUUGUGGAGUAUACCACAACAGCAGCAAACAGAAAAUUUAGAAUAACAACAACAGCAGCAACAACAGCAGCAACAUUACCACAAUCACCAAUCACCACGCAACACAGCCAUGCUGCGGGUGAUGAGGCAAUAAAGAUGCCGCCUGACAACGGAGCCAAUAUAAAUGUCAGCGACAUAAAUAACGGUACGAUGAUAUAUACGCAAGAGUUGCUGCCGUUACAACUACAGCUGCAGCAACAAAGCAAAAAACAUGUUCAAAAGCAGCAGCAACAGACACAACAACAACAACAUUAUUGGCAUAAUAAUAGACAGCUGAAUGGAGAACAGCAGCAGCAGCAACAACACCAACAACAACAACAACUAAAACAAAUAUUACAAAAUAUGCGGUAUGCAUUACAAAAGCAACAACAAGAACGUGUUGUUGACGUAAAUAGAAGAACAGAGAGUGAAACACAAAACCACGUCGACACGAGCGACAACAACAACAGCAACAGCAACAGCAGAGCAUCCGCAACAAUGAUUACCGAAACGCUCGAAUACCAAAGCAAAGCAGCUCAAGCGGCGACGACGACAACAACAACAAUAACAAUAACAACGGAAACGAAGAAGGCAAGCAAAAUGUCGUCACAAACGCAAAUAGCAAUCAGCAAUAAUGGCAAAAACAACAAAAAUCACAAAAAUUACAAAAAUGGCAAAAGGAAUAAUGACAUUGCUGGCAAUACAACGACAAUAAUUGCAACAACAACAACAGCAACACCAGCUAGAGAGAACUCAAUAAAAACACAGUCAACAAAAAGGCGCACAACAACAGCAACAACAAGUGAAGGCGCAACAGCAGCAGCAAUGCCACAAAGCAAUCAAUUUGACUCAAAGCACAUUUUAUAUAAUAACAACAAUAGCAAGAACAAUAACAGCAAAAACCUCAACAACUUCAAGCUGUCGACUACAACGACGUCAACGACGUCGACGACGACGUCGGUGUCGACGGAAACGGAUGAGCAAAUGGCUGUGGCGUUGGCACUAAAUGGGGAAAUGGAAGUGGAUCGUCAAUAUCAACAACGCAAAUUUUCCGCAUCAAAGGCGGAGAAGAAUGUUAACAACAACAACAGCAACAAACCCUCCUCUGUUGCCGUCAACACACACAAUUAUGCGACACUCCCCUACCACGCGCAACAAGCCCACGCCCAGUCGCACUCUCAGUCCCACCAUUCAACGCAGUCGCUCCGUCGUUGGGUGCGCGAGGCGAAGGACGAGGAGCCCGUAGACAAAUGUCGACAAUUUGUUGAGGGCGACACGGAGAAAAAUGAAUUCUACAGUCCCGAUUUUCCGAAUAAUUAUCCAAAGAACAUUAACUGUACACGCAUUAUUACAGCGCCGCCAGGACAGAUAAUCCGUUUAGAUUUUCGUAAUUCAUUCAACAUUGAAGCGAAGGACGAUUGCAAAUUUGAUGUUCUUGAGAUACGUAACGGCCAGUAUGGGUUCUCGGAUUUGAUUGGGAAAUUUUGUGGUACAAAUUUUCCACCUGAAAUCACAUCGAAGGAACGUUAUCUUUGGUUGCAUUUCCAUUCGGAUGAGAGUAUUGAGUAUGAAGGCUUUACGGCUGUUUACGAGUACAUCGAUCGGAGUAAAGAAGCGCCAAGCACCGAUCUAAAUUGCACAAUCGAAAAGGGUGACUUCGAGGGUUACGCCAACUCCACGGAUGUGCCCGACAAUAUACGCGAGACAGUAUUGAAGAAUAGAGUGCCAUUGGAUUGUAUAUGGCAAAUAAAAGUGGAGGAGAAAUGGCGGAUACAAGCGAAAUUCAUAGAUUUUAGAUUAAGCAAGCCCAAUGACUGUGACGCGAAUUUCAUAGAUGUGUUUCCCGAAGAAACCGUAAUGCCACGUAGAAUAAAAAACUUUUGCGGCUCUGCUGGCGAGGCCAUCACAUCCGAUUCGAAUGUAUUGAAUAUACGUUUUUUCGCCGAACAAGCGGCCAUCAAUUCAACAUUUUCCAUUUUAUACACAGCUUUUCACGAUCGUGGACCAAGCGGUUGUGCUGAAGGCGAGUACGAUUGCGAGGAUGCCACAUGCAUUUCGGGGCUGCUGCAGUGUAACCAACGUGAUAACUGUAAAUUUCGCUGGGACGAAGAUGGCUGUAAUAAUAAACCCUCUGAGGAUUCUGAGCAUAUUGUAAUUAUCAUGAUUGUCUUCGGUCUAAUAUUGGGUGGCAUGAUUAUCACAUUCCUAGUAAAUUGUAUACGCAAGAUAAUCCAUGAUCAGAAAAUCAUACGGGAACACAUACGCCAAUCGAAGGAGAGUAAGCUGAAUGAGUUGGGCCGCAGUUCAAAGGCGCGCUCAAGAGAGAAUUUAUCGAGCACAAUGUCGAGACCCAAGCAUUCGCAGACAUCCUUGCAAAUUCUUGACGACACAUCGAAUCGCUACUAUCGCGAAGUAGUGCCCAUGUCGCGCGCCAGCAGCAAAAGUGAUCUCAAGGAACGUGAGCACAGCAUACUCCGGCAUCGCAACGACAUGGUGGUGCAGACAAGCUUUUGCGUUGACGACAACAGCUCCGGCACGACGGUGGAGGCAUCGAUGGCGGCAAAUGCCUGUGAUAUGGGCUGUCAGACGCGCGAGUCGCUUUUCGCCGCACCAUUGAUGCAUCAGAGUUCGAUGGGCUCGCUUAAGGACAAGGCUAGUCUACACUCACGCUCGCGUUUUUCCACAUUUGGCUAUGAGGGUGCACAACAGCCCACGCCAGCUCCAUCGGCACCAGCAACAAGCGCGCCUCAUCAACGUGCUCAACUAACGGGUUUAAAUAUACGCGACGCACAAGGCUACAUCGAGAUGAGAGAGCGACAUCCUGCACCCAAGCCGGGCAUGCCACAUAUGCAUCGCAUGAAUGCUUUGCCACCCACACCGCCCACGCCGGCUGUGUCGACGGCGGAGAUGUGCCAUCAUCAUCAUCAACAUGCACAUACGCACGCACACAGUCAACAGCAAUCACGCCAGCAAUCAACAUUGCAACAACAACUACAACAACAACAAUCAACACAGCAUCAACACCAGCAACAGUUGUCAGAGAGUGCGACGGAUGGCGGUGGUGGCGGCGGUGGCAGGUCAACCGCGACAUCAACGGCGACGCCAGCUCAGGGAAAAGCCAAGCCGAAGUUAAGUCAAUCGACUGCUUACAUAGACAUUAGAAAUUCAGCGCCGGAUGUCAUCAUAAUGACAUCGCAUUGACAUUUAAGUAACUCGACGAAAAUCACGCCACAUCCACAUGGGAGCACACAACACCAGAAGCAACAGCAACAGUGCUUAUAUCAACAACAACGACAACAACAACAACAGCAGAAACGCAUUAGCGCGACACUCGACAGACUGUUGCAAUGUGCUGCCGGCAGCAGUAAUUCGGGCAAUGCAAUGGAGCGGCAAUUCGAGUGAGAAACAACCAAACAAGAAAUAUACAUAUGUGUAUGUAUGCACGUAUGUGUGCUUGUAUGAAUGUAUGUAUGAUAGGUAUGUAUGUAUAUGUAAAACUCGCACAAAUAAGGAAAUCAUUUGGUUAGUUAAAAGCUUUUAAGCGCACGAAUGUACAUAAAUACAUAUUUACAGCGUUUACACUUUCAUAUGUAUGCAUGUAUACGCAUAUCUGUGAAGAUACAUAAAUUUUCGUAUUACUCAAACAUGAUUGAGUUGAGAAAGUUGAUUUUUGAACCAAGGAAAUAGACAAUUUCAUACGCAAAAUCAUUUCCAAAUAGGAAAUGGAAAGCUUUUAAUGCUCUAAGAAAUGUUUUAAGAUAAUUUUUCAAUACGGUUUUCAUAUCCGGGAAGGAUUUAUUAUUAUUUAAAUAAAAAAUAUAUAUGUGACGAAAGAAAAAGUUUGGAAAUUAUUUAUAAAAUUUAUACUAUUCAUUCAUGCAUUUGGCAUGCGAGUUUGGCUCAUUCUAUCAAAAUUCAAAAAGAAUUCGAAAACUUUUUAUUUAUUUUUAACCCUUGUUAUGCUCAGCGUUCCUAUGUCACUUUAUAAAUUCUUCACCUCUGUUUUAAGAUAUUCCGUCCUAUUUCCAUGCCCUAGCGGUUUUGAACACCAUUUAUGAUUAUACUUGCAUACAACAAAAUAAAAGCUAAAAGCUCUACUGGCUAUGGUCGACCUUAGCAGAUACAAUCACAAGUUUUUGUUUAAACUUCUCUAGGUGGUGGUGUGUCUUUCGUUCCUUUUCUUCGCUUUUUGGCGCCAGUUGAAAAUACUUAGUGACACCAGGUCGCUCUGCAACGAAUCAGGAUGGGAAUGAUGAGAAGCUUCUUGAGUUUUAAUUUUGUUUUGUAGAGUGAAGACUUUACUUUUCAAUUGCCUACUCAGCUCAAAAUAGCACCUUUUGGCAAGAGUGUCCCUACAUUAAAUUUAAAGGGUGACUUUAUUAUAGAUAUAGAUGUUAAUGCUGGCUCCUUGUAAGACCAAAUUGAAAUUAUUCAGUUGCUGCACUGCCCAGGCUUUGAAUUCAUGAUCCUCCGCAUAGUUGCAUUUACUGCUAAUCACUCGGCUACUGCGGCCAAAAAAUGACUAACGAUUUAGUUUGAAGUGUGUUAGAAAGUUUCGAUAUUCAAAAAAUACAUAUUAAAAAAUGUCACGCUAGAGGGCGCUGUAGUAAGUCAGUUUAAAUAUAUUUUUUUAUUACUUUUAAACGAAUGAGACCAUAUUACGGUAUACGAUUAUCACUCUUAUCACUCUUCUAUAUUUACCAGAAAACUAUUCAAAACACGUGAGGCAGUUUGUGUUGAAAAAAUGCCUGGGGUUUUAUAUUUCUAAAAACCUACUUAAAGAGCUUAGCCGAAAUCAGACUGGGUAUAAUUGUGGGUAUGUAAGUAACAAAUAUAUCUGAGCUGCAACUUUAUUUAGUUUUUUUUUAAUAUAAUCCUCCUCCGUAAGCUUUUCACCGAUUAACUUAAAGUUUGGACAGAUUGUUUUACAUGGCUCCAAGGAAGGUUUAUACUUAAAAAUUCUUUCUAGAGCUGGACUAGGGGCUCACCUAUUCGGAAAAAGUCGUAUUAUUUUGCUUUUCGCUUUGAGUCUUAGGUAGACUACUCUUCUCUCCGGAAGUCACCCAGGAUCCGAACUAUUCGUUAUAUAUCGUUAAUUUUGAUUCGAUUCAUUUAAAAUUCUUUUUUUUUUUACGGAAGUGGAUCAAUCCAUUUAAAAAAAUAUACAUAUCGAUGGUUCGUUGUGAUGAAAUUUUUGGAUGAUAUGCCUAAAUGGAAUGCUUUUGUUUUCCGGACAUAGCUCAGUGGCCUGAAACCAAGUUCGUUUUGCUCGAAAUAUAUUAAAUAAUACUUUAGUUACGUGAAGGGUAUCACCGACAGAUUGUCAAACAAACAUUGUUGUUAUUUAGAGCUUUUCUUAAACGCUCAACUUGAAUGUAAAGAAACGUAGAUCCGAAUGGUGAGUUCGUCUUUCUUCGGAGCAUUCAAAUUGAUGUUUUCGUGAAACACCCUGUGCAGCAAAGAAGUGCCAAGACGAAAGUCACAAAUUUAACGAUGAGCUCGUUUUUUCUUAUUCCUUUUUUUAUUAUUCUUUCGCUUUAUUAUAUAUUCCUAAA
Messenger RNA from Ceratitis capitata (Mediterranean fruit fly), 7998 nucleotides. RefSeq lists its product as uncharacterized. The transcript is spliced from 13 exons. NCBI's taxonomy places the organism in Eukaryota, Metazoa, Arthropoda, Insecta, Diptera, Tephritidae. Bases 1853 to 5644 code for a protein of 1263 amino acids. The record is from RefSeq and is a predicted model, not a curated record. Gene Ontology annotation, molecular function: protein binding.